This is a messenger RNA of Gavialis gangeticus (Gharial), 3440 nucleotides long. RefSeq names its product T-cell immunoglobulin and mucin domain-containing protein 4-like. The transcript is spliced from 9 exons. Lineage: Eukaryota; Metazoa; Chordata; Crocodylia; Gavialidae. The record is from RefSeq and is a predicted model, not a curated record. Bases 1622 to 2674 code for a protein of 350 amino acids.
UACACACAACGUGCAAGCAAUGAAUGCCUCUUGUUUGUAACUCUGCAAAACUAAAAUGAGUGUGUGUGUGUGUGUGUGUGUGUACACGUGUAUGUAUUAUUUCAAAAGGUUUCUUAAAAUUACAGGAAUUAGUACCAAUACAGAGCAAUGUGCUAGUUACUGAAAUGUGGUAUUUUCCCUGUAUCUGCAAAACCUGUGUGUAGAUUUCGUGGGUUGUUAAACAGAAUUUUUUUAAUGAUGAAAAUGAUCUCACCUUAUUGCUGAUGUUGAAUUUCUAGAGAACUCAUUUUGCGUCCCUGCCUCUCUUCUCCAUGUUUUAAGCAGGGCUGACAGGGUCCAGGCUUAGAGAAAUUGUCUUUAAAUAUAAAAAAGAGUAAUCAUUCUGGAAAAUGAGAGGGAAGAGGGAUUUUUUUAAAGCUCUCAGCUAGGGGAGACUUUCACUGAGAGAGUUGCACAACUCUGCCUCCAGUUAUGUAAAUGGAAAAACUCCUAAUAGGAGUAAAAUGGGAGCAGAGUUAUUCCAAAGCUGAGUUGGGCUUUUUGUUGUUUUUUUUUAUUUUUUGAAACCCACCCCAAACAGUUAAUUAUGCUCCAACACUUUGCAGUCCCUUUUAGACCAGAAAGGAAAUGUUGAAAUGUGGGUGGAAAACCCCGAGAUAUGAGAUUUGGUUCAUGCUCUUCCUCCAACUCCAUCAAGCUUCACUGAGCAAAAUAAGAUGACCCCGUGAUUUCUCUGCAGCUUCAGGCCAUUUCCACAGCCCAGGGAUUUCCACAAUAUUUCCAGUCGCUCGUGGACCUGACUCUGGAGGGUGAUAGGAGCCCUGUACGCUCCCCGCUGUCAGCCAGAUUUCUCCUCUUGUGCUUGUUUCAAUAAUGUUGUGAUACGAAGAGAGUGGGUCAGGGUCCGAAUGGUCUCUUGUAACCUCUCGCCCAUGUUCCUGUCGGUCAGCAUUUUCACAGCUUGGGACUGCCAUGUUCAACAUGGCAAAACAAGCUGUCAGGCUGAUUUUUUUUUACAAGCCUACUCUCUCGAGAACUCAUUAUUCCUGCUGGAUCUGACUUUCUCUAAGCAAAGUGAGAGCUCCAGAGAGAGGAGAAAAUGGAGGUUUUUUAACACACAAAUCACAAGUUUCCAGCAUAAAAAAGGAAAGGGGUUUAGUGCAAAAAUUCCAAGGAAAAAAUGUGUUUUUUUUUCCAACCACCUCAUGUAUAACUCACACUAGGAUGCAAGUCUCUGCCUCCUCCACACCUAGGCUACAUGGCAGCAAAGGAGUCUACUCUAGUUGUCAACUGAUGGAGCCGAAAGAGGGAAAUGCUUUUGAACCCUGAAAGUCACAGGUUCAAACAUUGCUGAGAGGCAUGGGUAUUUUAUGCGGUCUGAGCAAUCAUUAACUUCAUUUGUUCUUUGAACAACCUAUAGCUGCCAGGUUUCCCAUACAAGCAGCAAGUAGCAUUUGCAGUGCAUAACCCCAUGAAUUUGGGGACUACUUUUAGUAUUUACUGCCACUCAACAGGGCUAUUGGCUCCAAGAGUCGGGUCCCUGUUUAUAAAAGAGAGUGCACACCACGGUGCCGUUGCUUCAGGAAGCUAAAAUUACAACACCGUGGUGCGAGCUACCAGGAUGCCGUUUGCUAAAUGCUUGGAUUCAGAUGAUUUCUGCCCUGCAGAUUGCCACGUGGCAGCGCACGCUGCGUCCCAAACUGUCGUGCAAGGGGUGACGGGGCAGUCCGUCAGGCUACCCUGCUACUACCGUGUUGGAAGAGCGAGUGACGUCUCCGUCAUGUGCUGGGGCCGGGGCAGCUGCCCAAAUUCAAAGUGCAACAAUGAGAUUAUCCGUACCGAUGGGAUGAGGGUCGUAUCUUCGAAGUCUAUGAGAUACCAGCUAACGGGUCACCUGGACAUGGGGGACGUGUCUCUGACCAUAAGGAACGUGAAGGAAGGAGACAGGGGAGUAUAUUGCUGCCGUAUAGAGGUCCCCGGUUGGUUCAAUGACAUCAAACAAAACCUGGAGUUGAAGGUCGAGAGAGCAGUCACAACUUCUCAUCCUCCUCAUCCUCCGACAACUACAACCCUGGUUCCCGCAGUGGUGACAACCCACCCAGCAAUGCCUCCUGCCUUCCCAACGGGCCCGGCUCUCCUGCAUACGACUCUUGCUCCCCAGACAACUGAUUUGGAGACGACCGAGGCCUGGCCGGGAAGCUACGGCGUGACGGAGCUCGCUCGCACUUGGGGCUGGUUCAUCCCGUGGUUUUAUGAUGGUAAUCUGGCCCACCCGACAAAAAGUCUCAUCGUUACAGGGACUGAUCUGCCAGCUACUGUCCAGGACCCCCCUGACCAGACAGCUGUGGAUUAUACUUCUCACGCUCCAUUUUCCACAAGAGACACCCCUCUUUGUAUCCUGGCAGCAGCCCGAGAGACUAUGCCAGAGCCACAACACUGUGAGCCCCCAGAAAACACAGAUAACCCAGGACAGCUGGAGCAGGGGAUCCCACUACUGCCCCUCUUCACUGGAGGGGCAGUUCUUCUCGCAUUGCUGCUGCUCUUACUUUUCCUGUGGAGAUGUCAACACAAGAGGAGCUAUCAGCUGACUGUUACAGAAAGCACGAAGCCCUCUGAAGACCCGGAGAAAGCUUUCAGUGGCGUAGAAGGAGAAAACGGCCUUUUCACUCUGUGAGACAGACCUCGCUGCCUUGGGAAAAGUGUCGCAAAGCCACGGGCAUCGAGAAGAAUCUCCUUUGUGCUCUGCUGAGAAAUAAAGGCGACUUCCUCACUCUCCCUGGCAGCUACAAUGGGUGCAAACCCCAGGCGCUUCAACUGUGAAGAGUUUAAAGUCUGGAUGUAAAUUUUGCCUCUCGCUGGGUGCAUCUACACGUUCGUUAAUGCACAGUAGUUAAUGCCCAUUUAGUUUAGUACUUGCUUAAUGAAGUGCUAACUAAAUGCACAGUAGUGGUGGUGCACCGUUGUUUUGUGAUGCUUACUGCACAGUAGUCUAAAUAACGCCACACAGGAGCAAAUUAGCAUCGUUUUUGACCAGUGCGCUACUGCGCGGUGUUAUUAGGCUACUGCGCAGUAAAUGUCUCCUAUUCUUAAGCCACAGACCUGGAUCCCCUCGCUUCAGAGUUACCUUAACAUGUGAGGGCAAUCUUGCUGAUGCUGCAAGAAGUAUUUAGGGGUUUAAAGCGACGUGCCCGCUACUAACAGCUGCUGCUGCAUUGGGUCCUGUCUUACUGCUACCUUGUGUUUCCCCCUUAUUGCACUCACCUUCCUGCCUGAAUGCAGCCUGGCGGGGGGCAAACAGGCAAGAGGCAGCCCCUGGGUGAUUAACAAGUGUUGCUGUGUAAAAAACAACCAAUGCAAAACUUAGUUCACCUGUGACUUUUGUACCUGGAGUGAAAACCACAACACGAACAGCACUGGUCUGAAGCGAGAGCGUGCAGACA